AUGGGGGAGAAGUAUUCCUGUUUCGAGUGCGGGAAAUGUUUUUCAUACAAAACUAGACUUUACAUAUAUCAGAGAUCUUACACAGGUGAAAAGCCAUAUGUCUGUCCUGAGUGCGGGAAAUACUUUUCAGUGAAGCUUAGUCUUCAUACACAUCAGAGAUCUUACAUGAAGGAAAAAUUGCAUACCUGUCCGGAGUGCGGGAAAUGUUUUUCAUAUAAGUCUAGACUUUACAUAUAUCAGAGAUCUUGCAGAGGUGAAAAGCCAUAUGUAUGUCCUGAGUGCGGGAAAUACUUUUCAGUGAAGCCCAGUCUUCACACACAUCAGAGAUCUUACACGGAAGAGAAGUUGUAUACCUGUUCGGAGUGCGGGAAAUGUUUUUCAGAGAAGCCCUUUUCUUCAUAUAUGACAGAGAUCACAUACGGGGGAAAAGCCGUAGGAACUGAACUGUAUGUAUUGAACUAUAUGUUUAAACUAUAUGUUUAA
Staurois parvus is the source of this 483-nucleotide messenger RNA. The record is from the annotation of a GenBank genome assembly. Lineage: Eukaryota; Metazoa; Chordata; Amphibia; Anura; Ranidae.